CGUUGGCCUCAUUCGAGUCGUUGCGCCGGUCGUAGGCGGACGUGGAGCUCCUUGCGCCCCGUUUUCUGCUCCCUUUCUCUUCUCCGCGCGCCGGCAGGAUGGCCCACAAGCAGAUCUACUAUUCGGACAAGUACUUCGACGAGCACUACGAGUACCGGCAUGUCAUGUUACCUAGAGAACUCUCCAAACAAGUACCGAAAACUCACCUGAUGUCUGAAGAGGAGUGGAGGAGACUUGGUGUCCAACAGAGUCUUGGUUGGGUGCAUUACAUGAUCCAUGAGCCAGAACCGCAUAUUCUUCUCUUUAGACGACCUCUUCCAAAAGAACAACAAAAAUGAAGUACAGCUGGGAUCACCUAAUCUUUUUGAAAUUAAAUGUAUAUGUGUAUAUAAGGUAGUAUUCAGUGAAUACUUGAAAAUGUACAAAUCUCUCAUCCAUACCUGCGCAUGAGCUGUAUUCUUCACAGCAACAGAGCUCAGUUAAAUGCAACUGCAAGUAGGUUAUUUUAAGUUGUUAAAGAUAAAUUUUCUUGUAGUUUUUUUCUUAAUAUAAGUAGCGCCUGUUUUACUUUAUCUGUUACUUUGUUAAAUAAAGUUUGUAUGUUGCAUUUA
Messenger RNA from Arvicola amphibius (Eurasian water vole), 611 nucleotides. RefSeq names its product CDC28 protein kinase regulatory subunit 2 (gene Cks2). The transcript is spliced from 3 exons. Gene Ontology annotation, biological process: regulation of mitotic cell cycle. Gene Ontology annotation, cellular component: cyclin-dependent protein kinase holoenzyme complex; SCF ubiquitin ligase complex. Gene Ontology annotation, molecular function: histone binding; cyclin-dependent protein serine/threonine kinase activator activity; ubiquitin binding. NCBI's taxonomy places the organism in Eukaryota, Metazoa, Chordata, Mammalia, Rodentia, Cricetidae. The record is from RefSeq and is a predicted model, not a curated record. The coding region runs from base 99 to 338 and encodes 79 amino acids.